Messenger RNA from Dibothriocephalus latus, 119 nucleotides. Lineage: Eukaryota; Metazoa; Platyhelminthes; Cestoda; Diphyllobothriidea; Diphyllobothriidae. The record is from the annotation of a GenBank genome assembly.
UCAAGUUGGGCUCCGUCCUGACCGAAGUCGCCGACCUUGCCCGCUCCGCUCGUCAGGGUCUCUGGUCCCUGACCUACGCUCGUCCGCAUCUCGUAGUUUUGACCCUGUCUCUCACCCUG